UGCUCCUCCUCCUUCCAAUUGUCAUGUUUUGUUUACUCGCCACUCCUAUCUGGAGAAAGCUUCAUUUAAAUGUAAUCUACAAUACCAAUACAUAGCGAAAGCAGUUACACUUUAUAAUAUAAGGCGAAAAGUUCAUGCUGCAGAGGCUUGUAGUUCAGGCUUUUUUUUUUUAGCUGUAGUUUCCCUCAUUAAGCAAGAGGAGUACAGUCAGACAUUGAGUUAGCAAAAAAUUACGCAAUCGAGAGUUCCUCACUCCACCUCCACAAACUAAAGAAAUCUAGAAAUCAUUAUCAAUUGCGAGAGAUUCUGGCAAGAGGCACACAGCAAGUUCUAGCCAUGGCCAGCGACCCAGCUGUUAAAGAAAUAGAGAGAUUUAUUGAAGAAGCUACUAGGAAAAAGUCUGAAGAGCUGCUGAUUACCUACCAAGGGGUGUUUUACCCUUCAUUGUGUAGUGCAGAAACCUUCCAAGCACUGGACAUGAUGGAAGUUAGAAAAGAUGAUGUGUUUCUUGUUGCUUAUCCAAAAUCCGGAACUAAUUGGGUUAAAAAGAUAUUAAAUGACUUGACAGCUUCACUUCAAAAAGAGGCACCCACACUGGAGCAACACAUGAUGCUUGAAUUUGGAAAGCCAGAAAAAUUUCAGAAAAUAAAAGAUUCAUCUUCUCCACGAGUUUUUUACACACAUCUCCAUUAUGAUAAUAUUCCAAAGUCUGUCUUUGAAAAAAAGGCUAAGGUAGUGGUUGUAUUUCGAAAUCCAAAAGAUACAGCUGUAUCCUAUUACCACUUCUAUAACAACAAUCCUGUGCUUCCAACUAUGAGCUCCUGGGAUGAGUUCUUUCAAAAGUUCAUAAGUGGAGAAGUCUGCUGGAGCUCAUAUUUUGACCAUGCGCUUGCUUGGAACAGACACAUUGAUGAUGAGAAUAUUUUGAUAAUCACAUAUGAAGAACUGAAAGAGAACCUGUAUGAAGGAGUGAAAAAAAUAGCUGCAUUUUUGGGUUUGACUCUGCCUGAGGAAAAGAUGCAAUCUAUUGCAGAAAAUGCCACUUUCCAGUCAAUGAGCAGUAAAUCUGCAGAAACACAUGGCAAGUUUGGUCCUAUUAUUUUCAGAAAAGGUGUUGUUCAAGAUUGGAAGACCCUCUUUACUGAAGCUCAGAGCCAGGAAAUGGAUGCAAAAUUUGAAGAGUGCUUAGCAGGAACUAAACUGGGAGCAGUGUUAAAAUAUGAUGUAUACUGCAAAUUCUAAAUCUUGUAACAUCAGAAUUAUGUUACCAUGUGUUCAACAACAGUACCUACUUUACUAUUAAAUAUGAUUGUCCUAAAUAAAUAUGCCAUGAAUCCUAGAUCAAAGUAAUCUAGACUUCCACAUAUUCAUUAGCAAAAUAAAAAGUCUGAAAGCACUGUAAAGUCACUAAGACCAACUUUUCCUCAUUGAUACGUAUGCAAAAGAACUUAAGAACAUAUGGCUAGGAUACUAAAGUACUCACAGCUAUUUCAAAUUACUAAUAUUUUCUUGAUCUGCCAUUAAUCCAUAUUAAUCCCUGUUCCACAUCCAAACAUUUUGAAAGUUCAAGCUCCUUAAAAUUUUCCUGGUAUUUUGCUUUGGACCCAUCUUCAGUAAUUGACUUGGUUUUCUAUACAACUUGUGCUGUCUGAUACCUUGUAUGAGGUUCUUGUGCUAUUCAGGAGUUUAGUGAUCAAUUUUUUAUUGUUGCAGAAGUCUAUCAGGAGGGUGCAUUGGCAUUCUAUGUAAGAUCCAGUGACGUUUAAUCUAUUAGUGAUUUAGAAAAAGGGGAUGACUGAUAAAGCAGCAAAAGUUGAUACUGAAAAAAGGCAUUUAGUAAAGACCAAGAAGAAUGUCAGAGAGCUAAACAGAGUGAAAAGACAAAUACAGUUAAUUGAUGAUAAAUCCAAAAUAAUGCAUAUUGUCAGGAAAGUUUAACUGCUUAUAUCAUAUCAGGUUCUAAAUGAAACGUAUCAGUGUAGAAAUAGGACCUUGACAACACUGCAGACAGCUCUAUGCACACCUCGGCCAAAUGUACAGCUGUGAUCUCAAAAGGCAAGCAAAGUAGUAUGGAGCAGAAGGAACGGUAUGGAGGACAAUAUUAAUAAUUAAAUACUAUGAAUCAAUGGGCUAGCUUUGUUUGAGAUAAUGUAUAUGAUCCUCUUCCCACCAUUUAAAAACAAUAAUGAAUUAAAAGAGCUUCAGAGAAGGGUGAUUAAAGACUUGGGAGAAAAUCAAUUGAAGAGAUAUUGACAAGGAGGUGCAACUAAAGUAUAAAACAAGAUAUGUCCUCAAGAAGUCAGAAAUUCCAGGUUUUUUGUUUGGGUUUUGUUUAUUGUCUUAGUAUAUUGAGAGGGAUGAGAUAUUAGUAUAUCAAAUAAAAUUAAAAGAUGACAUAUUUAAUGCUGAUAAAAGGAAAUCGUUUUUAAACAACAUAUAAUUAUGGUUGUGUAUAAUUAAUUCAGAUCAAGGAAGCCGUGGAGAUAAGAUAAACGCAUUUUGAAAGACCAAAAAAAAAAAUUGAAAGUGAUAUUAAGUCUUCUGCUUUGUACUUCAGGACUUAUGCCAAUUCCUACUAACAAAGAUAACUGUUGUGGGAACAGGGGAAAUCUUCCACUUCUAUUUGCUGCAGAAGUUAUUGCACCUUCCUGUGAAACAUCUUGUACUAGUCACCUUCAAAGAUAAGACAUUAAACUACAUGGACAUCAAAUCCAGAUAAAUAUGGCAAGUCUGAUGUUGAUUCAGAACAUUAAGGAUUUCAGCCAUGAAUUAUACCAGUAUCUUAGGCAAGGUUUUGUUUUGAUAUCUUAUAUAGGGGAAACUGUGUAGUUGGGAGAGUUGUUGGACAAAAGGUGUUAGGGUGUAUUGCAUCACUCUGGGUAGAGGAAGAGGUAAUUGCUGGGGCACUGCUGCCCUCUGCUGGAACCUUUUUUCUCCCUGUGCGCAUCAUUAUUCUCUGCAUAAAAACAGAUCGAGUAAUAGUUUGUGUAGCUAUCACUCUUUUCUCAACCCUUCUAAAAUCAGUGUUAGUGAGAAUUGUAAGCUGUGUAGCAAAAGGCCAAAAUUUAUGGAUUUCUUUUCUGUGAAUAGGAAGCAGGUGCUAUCUUAUAUACAUAAUAGAUCGAAUGGUUCAUUUUGGCCUUCGCAACUAUGAAUUGGAUCACUAUACCACCUCAGUCACACAUUACCUUGGAACUUACUUUGGUAUUGAUUCAUGGUACUUGUAAAUUUGGUUUUGUGUGUUUUCCCCUCUCUAUCUGCUCAUUGAUAGUAAAUCAGUAGGUGUUCCUGGGUCUUUGCUGUGCUUGAGAUUUUUUUUUUUUUGUGCUGUCAACUAAAUAAACCUGUAGAAAUUGAA
Messenger RNA from Alligator mississippiensis (American alligator), 3358 nucleotides. Its product is annotated as sulfotransferase 6B1. Gene Ontology annotation, biological process: sulfation. Gene Ontology annotation, cellular component: cytoplasm. The coding region runs from base 337 to 1242 and encodes 301 amino acids. The record is from RefSeq and is a predicted model, not a curated record. The transcript is spliced from 7 exons. Gene Ontology annotation, molecular function: sulfotransferase activity. NCBI's taxonomy places the organism in Eukaryota, Metazoa, Chordata, Crocodylia, Alligatoridae.